Mesocestoides corti is the source of this 906-nucleotide messenger RNA. NCBI's taxonomy places the organism in Eukaryota, Metazoa, Platyhelminthes, Cestoda, Cyclophyllidea, Mesocestoididae. The record is from the annotation of a GenBank genome assembly.
AUGACGCAUUGUUUUGUCUUCAGAAUUACCUCAUCAGGGGCUGGUCUACUUUACCAUAAGUUGGCUUUUCGAGAAGAUGUUCGAACCUUCACACUUCUAAGUCUACCACUUGUCAUGAGCAAUGAGGAUGAAGAUAACUCAGGCUUACUCUCUAAGGAAGAGAAGUGGAGACCCAGCAGCGAUCAGCUCCGCGCCAUGGAUGCAUUUGUCUCAAGUAUGAUGCUUGAUGACGACAAUUGUGUUGGCGAUGAGGACGAUUGUGUGAGCAACGCAGAAAUCGACGACACCUCCAGUGCCGAGCGUGUUGGGCUCCGAGCUGCCAUCACCCCAGAACGCGUUCCCAACCCCUGGAUUCUACGAUUCUUCACUCUUGUCUGUGAGCGAGGUCUUGGGAACCCAUCGUUGCCCGAAGUACCCAUCUUAACUAAUGGCUGGCCAUCUCUGAAUCCCACUGUCUUGCCUGGCCUUGACUCGGCCAUAUUAUCUAUCGAAAAGGAGUUGAGAAACACAUCAGGUUCCUCCUCAUCACCAUUGGGCCGUGCUUUGUGGACAAUGAAUCGCGUGAUGCCGGAAAUAAUACGCGCCCCUGGGGUGGAUGUAAUCCCCAAACGAAAGCGUAAGGAUCACAUGGCGGAAGAGACCGUUAUUCGGAAGCGUCAGGCUAUGAUGUCCGAACUCUUUGGGAUUAGGGACCAUUCAGAUCUGAGUGAAACGAACUUGACAUUGGUGGCUUCAGCGGUCACUGGAAAGCAGCGGGCAGAGCCAGCCGAUCCUGUUGGCGACUUCAAUGAGUUCAGUCGAACCGAGCAAGGUGAUUUGCUCGCCAUCUCAUCGUCCAACUAUGUCUUCAGGCCUCUUCUUGGAAGCGCCUUAAUGCCUUUGGUCUCAUUCUCUCACGUUGACUGA